Molecule: messenger RNA, 837 nt
Organism: Gongylonema pulchrum
Lineage: Eukaryota; Metazoa; Nematoda; Chromadorea; Rhabditida; Gongylonematidae
Source: the annotation of a GenBank genome assembly
AUGGAUGUCCGGUGUUUAUGGGGUACAGCUGUUGUGUCUGGUCGUUCCGUUCCUAUAGCACUUCUGCUGUUAAAUCCGGUUUGGCAGUAUCAGCAAGUGCCUCAAAAAAUCGGUGGUUGCAUCCGUUCAGUAUAUUUUGCAACGGAAGAUAUUGCUCGGCGAUUCGUCUUUUUUCCAAUUUAUUCGGUGUACAGGGUGUUUGACUACGUUUUGAUGCUACGAUGGUUGCCCGUACUCGUGGGAAAAUUGAGCAGCGUUUUGCUGAGGAUACGAGCAGCAAUAAACAGUGCUUACGUCUCACUGCUUACCACACUACGCGACGCAAGAGAUGCUGGCCUGAACUCUGUGCUUUGUGCUGUACUCGCCAUCAAAACACUUAUUCGACGCAUCGUUAUUGGGAUGAGAAAUGCACCGAUUGUGGAUUCCUACCAGGCAACCAUCAGUUUUUUACGUUAUUGGUUAGGCGCCCAGUGGUGGCCGAGCCUCAAAUCUUGGAUUAUUUUGAAUAUUGGCCGUCGAUUACAACGUCUUUUCAAUUAUUUCUGCUUCGGUCUAGUUUAUAUUUUCUGUGGCUAUUGGGUCGAGCCGGUCUCUGCUUUCCUCAGUCGAAAUUUGCAGCGCUUCUAUGGCUAUUUCAAACGGACUGUCCUCAUUCCCCUGAAGAUGCAAGUUUCUCCCUACAUUUUACCUUUUUUUCAAAAAAUUGAAAAAUAUUAUCGUUCAGGUAUUCGAAUUUCCGCCCUUUAUUCUCAAGCUCUUAUUAAAAAAUUUUGUGCAGCUUUAACGAGAAAAGUGUUCGUUCGGCUAUACAGUUAUUUGGCAUUAAAUUUUAAAUGA